AUGCAGAAAAAUGAAGAUGGUUUGCAGUCUGUUAAGGAAGAUGAUGGCUUUGGGAAGACCCAAGGUGCUUUCUGGCUUCAGUCGCUUAUCACUGAUGCCUUCCAUGGUAAAGGAUUUCAGAAAAUACAAGAAUAUCUUGAACAGAAAGAAAGCCACUUUCCUCAAAAAUAUGAUCGUCUCCUAUUACACCGUCUUGACAGAUCAAUAAAUAAGGAACUGGAUAAAAAGGCAUUUCAGUAUGUUUCACUGUUGUUGAAAUGUAUUCAGCGAUUCUUCAAAGACCACCCCAGAGAAGAUGAGCACUUGCUAAUCCAGCAGGGACUGAUCCCAAAGAUGGCUUCCUGGUUUGAAAGGACGACAAGCUUUCUGAGCACUGAAGCCCUAGCCUCGGGCACAGCACUGAUGCAACUCGUAGAGGACUUCCUUGACUCCGCGCUGAUUAUUUCCAGCAGUAGUAUUAAAGGAAAAAUUCAGAUGUUGGAUUCCUUCAUACUUAGCUUAGGAUUCCUGGUGACAGAAAAGACUAUAAAUCACUUGAUUCAACACGAGGCUCUGAGGACUUUGAACAGUGUUUUGCAUGGAGUACCUCGGGAAGAGAGGAGAAGGCUCCUUUUGGCAGAAGGCGCGUGUCGUCUGAUGAAAGAUUUUGCAAGGACGAUCUUGACUGUGGGUGAUUAUGACCAGCAGGUUGCGCUCUCUGAGGCACUGUGUAGAAUGACCACUAGAACAUCCAGGGAUGACCUCGUCCACCAGUGGUUUGAUGAUGAUGUCCUCGCUGAAGGCUUCAAAGAAAUUAAGGAUCGAGAAUUUGAGACGGACAGUCGAAGGUUUCUCAAUCACCUAAAUGACAGACUUGGUGACCAAAGAAGGGUCUACUCAUUUCCAUGUGUUGCUGCUUUCGCUGAUGGGCGUGAGAUGAGAAAACCAGCAGAUGAAAAAUUAGAGAAAUUUUGGAUUGAUUUCAACCUAGGAAGUCAGAGUGUGACUUUUUAUAUAGACAAUACUGAGAGUGCUCUAUGGGAACCAGUACGACUUAGAAAAGAAGCCAUCAUUAACUUCAGCAUUACAGAAAAUGAGGAGGUCAAGAUAUUUGUCAUUCACCUGAAGGAGCCUGUUGUUAUCAAUAAAAAAGAAGCGACGAAAAUAGAGAUCCACUUUGGUGUGCAGGUCCACAUCUCCCACGCCUCUGUUCAAGCUUUAGGAGAAGACAAACAGGUAUUGCCUGUUCAGGUGAAAAUCUCCCCAGAACGCUUUAGUAAGUUUGAGAAAGAAGACGGUGAGAGUCCUGGUGACCUUGGAAGACAACCAGAACAGGCAGAAGAAUCCACUGAACAAGCCAAGUCUGUCAGCCCUGGAGACAACCAGUGUGUGACUACUCUGCUGUUGGAAGCUCAGUCUGGAACUCCUCAAAGAAAUGCACAUGAUCAUUCAUCUGAACAAUUGAAAGUGGGUGACAUGCAACAAGAAGUUACUCCAAAACAUGAAUAUUCUUCAGAUGUACAGGAAUCACCAGCUGAAAUUCAGGCUCCUAAAUUAGAUGACAAAUCUAGGGAAGAUUCUGCUUUUGAGGAUGGUACAAAGCAAGACAGAGAGACAUCGGGCACAAAGAAAAAGAGGACGUCGUUUAAUUACAGGAAGCAUCUCUUUUCUGAGAGAGAGCACGAUUCAAGUUCCAGUGCCAGUGAACGAUCCUGGACCAGUAACCAGAAAAGGAAAUCCUUAAAAUCAUACUCCAGCAGAAGGAAGACAAGGGUGAGAAGUAAUCUGAAGAUCUUGCCACUUUUCCCUCACAGUAGCAGCAGCGAACAGGAGAAAGACCGAGCCAAACUUCUAACACCAGUAUGGAAUGCCAUUCCUUCAGAAAUGUCUGAAAAAACCCUCCAAGAUAGUUCUGCUUUUUUAAGUCCUGAAGAUUCUGUGCAGAAAACUGAACUUGGAAGUCCUCACCCACUGAGUGAUCUCUCUCCCUUGGAGGACUCAACAGUUGACGAGAACAUGUCUCAGAUUGUAAACCAAGGGUCAUUAAUGGAAAAUACAGGCUUCAAACAUAAGCUGUCAAACUUGGAAGACAAAGAUGCAGCAGAAGGGAGCUCUGCCAGGCCCAAACAAUCAAGAUUGGAAGAUGGUGAUGUGCCAGCAUCCCCCGGCUUGGCAGAUAACCUAGAUGUUUCUGCCAUUGUCACAGCCUUGGAAGACUUCACUGGAGAACUGAAAAGGAAAUGUGAGCUGAGGUUCAGAAAGAGUCCAAUUUAUUCAAGCAAAACAAAGAAAGCACCAGACUGCCUACUAAAACUUUUAAACCAGAUACACCUGCAAAGAAUGAACAAAUUGGAGGACUUCCGUGAGUUGGUUCUGCAGAAGUUGAACAACCUUCAGAAAGAUAUUCAGGCUCUAAAAUACCUUGAGAAGGAUGUUCUGGAAUUUUGGGAAAAACAGUCUGAUGAUCUGAAAUCAUUCUGUGAUCUGCACGUGCUGAGGCUUAACCCAAUUCAGCCUUCCUAAGGAGAGUCAAAGUUUGGUUUUGCUGCUGCAUCCUGCAGUCUGAAUCACCAGGAGAAGAAGAUAACGAUGCAGCUACCAUUGGCUCAGGCUGUGUGGGCCCUGCCGUGAGCUUGCUGGUCAGUCCAUUUCACUCACCAGUUGAGAGAAAAUUUCUUUGAACAAUCCCUGGGAUCUGCUGAGUUGAAAAUGAAUAGAUUAUGUUGGUAAUUCAUCAAGGUGUUAGUAGUUAUUUUUUCAAAAAAAGUUAACCUUAUAUUAAAAUUUGGGCAGAUCAUAACAGAAUCAAGUUGUUCGU
Messenger RNA from Octodon degus (degu), 2797 nucleotides. RefSeq names its product synaptonemal complex protein 2 like (gene Sycp2l). The transcript is spliced from 31 exons. The coding region runs from base 1 to 2502 and encodes 833 amino acids. The record is from RefSeq and is a predicted model, not a curated record. Lineage: Eukaryota; Metazoa; Chordata; Mammalia; Rodentia; Octodontidae.